Messenger RNA from Linum tenue, 2337 nucleotides. NCBI's taxonomy places the organism in Eukaryota, Viridiplantae, Streptophyta, Magnoliopsida, Malpighiales, Linaceae. The record is from the annotation of a GenBank genome assembly.
AUGCAGCCCACUUGUCUUUCACUGCUACACCUCUGCUCACUUCUUCUUCUCGUAUUCACUUUCCAUGCCACUUCAGUACCAAUAACCGACGAUUACUCCACCUACAUCGUCCACCUAGACCCAUCCUCACGUCCAAAACACUUCACCACCCAUCAACAAUGGCACUCCUCGAUCGUUUCCGACGUAAAAUCCUCAACCAGUACCACUCACCAUCACUUCUCGUCCCUCGAAAAUUCCUUCUUGUACACCUACCAAAACGCCCUUCAUGGGUUCAGCGCUGUUUUAUCCCAGCAAGAACUCCAAACCCUGCAAAACCUCCCGGGUUUUCUUUCAUCCUACAAAGACAAACUCGUCACGAUGGACACCACCUAUACUCCCGAGUUCAUGUCCCUCGACCCAUCAACCGGCCUAUGGCCAGCCUCAAAAUUCGGCGAAGACGUGAUCAUUGGAGUAAUCGACACCGGAAUCUGGCCGGAAAGUCCAAGUUUCAGCGACCACGGAAUGGUGUACACCUCCAAGCUCCCAUCCAAGUGGAAAGGGACAUGCCAGGAGGGACAAGACUUCAACUCUUCCCUAUGCAACUCCAAGCUUAUUGGGGCUAGAUACUUCAACAAAGGGGUCAAAGCUGCCAACCCGAAUGUCACCCUGACGAUGAACUCGGCUCGAGACACCGAGGGGCACGGGACCCACACAUCCUCCACCGCAGCAGGGAACUACGUCGAUGGUGCAUCCUUCUUUGGCUAUGCUAAUGGUGUGGCUCGAGGCAUGGCGCCUCGGGCCAGGGUGGCCAUGUACAAGGUGAUAUUUGAAGAGGGACGUUACGCCUCGGACGUGCUCGCCGGAAUGGACCAAGCCGUGGCGGAUGGAGUCGACAUCAUCUCCAUCUCCAUGGGGUUCGAUGGCGUCCCGUUGUACCAGGAUCCUAUUGCGAUCGCCUCGUUUGGUGCGAUGGAGAAGGGGAUCUUGGUCUCGUCCUCGGCAGGAAAUGCUGGGCCCAGGGGAGGCCCGUUACAUAACGGAAUCCCCUGGGUGCUGACCGUCGCGGCAGGCAACUUUGACCGCACUUACGCCGCAAGUUUGACCAUAGGGAAUAACAAAGAGAAAGAAAAACGCGUCAUAGUUGGGAGGAGCAUGUUCCCCCUCGACGCAUGGGUCAGGGAUGAAACCCUCAUAUACAACAAGACGCUCUCCAAAUGUGACUCUCUUGAGUUGCUCGCUGAAGCUCCACGUGCUAUCAUUGUGUGCGAAGACACGGGGUUUCUGGACGACCAAAUGUACGCCAUUGCCAGCGUGACGAAUCUCGCUGGUGCGAUCUUCGUCUCUAAGGAUCCUUCCCGCGUGGACUUGGAGUCAACGAGUUGUCCAGGCGUGCUGAUUUCCACGAUGGAGUUUGCUGCAGUCAUCGACUACAUAAACAGUAGCGAUGACCCUACCGCUGGAAUCAAAUUCCAACAGACCGUAACAGGAAAAGAGGUGGCCCCCUCAGUAGCUGACUACACAUCUCGAGGUCCUUCUCCGAAUUGCCCCGCGGUUCUGAAGCCAGACGUCAUGGCUCCAGGAAGCUUCGUGUUGGCUUCCUGGAUCCCCAAUGACUACACAGCCACGGUUGGUACGAAUAUGUUGCUAUCGAGCCAAGGGUUCAAUCUUAUUUCUGGCACGUCGAUGGCUUGUCCUCACGCUUCUGGCGUGGCUGCGCUCCUGAAAGGCACGCAUCCAGAAUGGAGCCAUGCAGCUAUUAGAUCGGCCAUGAUGACGACUGCUAAUGAGCUAGACAGUUCAAUGAUGCCAAUCAAGGAUGUGGGACGAAAUUUCACGGCCGCGUCUCCUUUGGCCAUGGGAGCGGGCCAUAUGGUGCCGAAUAAGGCCAUGGACCCUGGUCUGGUCUACGAUGCGGCGCCACAGGACUACGUGUCUCUGUUAUGUUCGAUGAACUUUACUAGGAAUCAGAUUAUGACAAUCACGAGAUCGAACGAUUACAACUGUGCAAACUCUUCACUCGAUUUGAACUACCCGUCGUUCGUGGCAUUUUACGAUAAAAAUGUGACUACCGGAGCGAUGUUGAAGCACAGGUUUCGAAGAGUCGUGACGAAUGUAGGAGGAGGGGCGGCUACGUACAAAGUGAAGGUGGCUCCACCGGAGGGAGUGAAAGUUGCGGUGUGGCCUCAGAGUUUGGUGUUCGGUAAGAAGUACGAGCAGCGAGAUUACUAUGUGGAGAUUGUGUAUCCGAGUGAUGGGAAUGGGCUGGUUUCAUAUGGGUCGAUUGUUUGGAUUGAGGAAAGUGGAAAGCAUAUUGUGAGGAGUCCUAUUGUUGUUUCACCAACUUCUGCGGGCAAGUAA